Molecule: messenger RNA, 569 nt
Organism: Macrobrachium nipponense
Lineage: Eukaryota; Metazoa; Arthropoda; Malacostraca; Decapoda; Palaemonidae
Gene: ND-13B
Product: NADH dehydrogenase [ubiquinone] 1 alpha subcomplex subunit 5-like
Exons: 3
Coding region: 71-418 (115 amino acids)
Biological process (GO): respiratory electron transport chain
Source: RefSeq, a predicted model, not a curated record
GCAAGGAAGCCGUUUCAAAGGCAAAUCCCACCUACUACUACUACUACAGCUGAGAGAGACACCGGAGAAAAUGGCUUCCAAGAAACUGGCCACUGGAAUAGCUGGUUUAGCAGUGGCAACCAAUCCACAUCAUACACUAGGAGUGUUGUAUGGCAAAAUUCUUCGCUGCUUGCAAAAAAUGCCUGCGGAUUCAUCUUACAGAAAGUACACUGAGCAGAUAGUUACAGAACGUCAUAACCUUGUUAAAACAGAACCGGAUGUUGCUAAAUUGGAACAGGCAAUCAAUUGUGGCCAGAUUGAAGAAGUUAUUGUUCAGGCAAGCAGUGAGCUUAGUUUGGCCCGAAAGAUGCUGGAGUGGAAGCCGUGGGAACCUCUUGUUCAGGAACCCCCCAAGGGACAAUGGAAUUGGCCUUUGUAAGAUGAUCUAGAUUUUGCAUUAUUUAAAUAUGUAUUUCUGUAUACUAGGUUAAUAUUUUGAUCUAGAUCAGGUCCUGUACAUUACUGUGGAUUCAUGCAAGAGAGUAAUACUGUAAUAUAGGUGAAAUUUAUAGAUAAAAUAGUAAUGACUA